ACAAACAAGAAAAAGAGUAAUUAGGUCAACAACAUCGACGAGCUCGCUACUUUGACGUUCCCUUCGAGAUUGAUAAUGCCUCGAUACGAUGAUCGCUAUGGCAAUACACGGCUCUAUGUUGGCCAUUUGGCUCCUCGAACGCGAUCCCGUGAUCUGGAGCGCAUUUUCAGCAGAUAUGGGAGGUUUCUGGGCGUUUGCCUGACCUGGAGGUCUAUGGUGAGAGAGUCGCUUUGGUGGAAUGGGUGGAAAUUCUUGCCAAAUGUAUAGGGCACCUUCGCGAUUCUUUAUCUAAUGUUAUUGCGUGUUUUAAUGGAAAUGGCAACAAUCUCAAACUGGUGUUUAGUUCGUCUGUGACUGUGAAGAUGAAGUAUCAUACCCUAGGAGUACUUAAGUAAUGAUGGCCUUACUGUUUAUGACAACAAUUUACGCAGAAUACGGGAUGUGGAUAUGAAGCAUGAUUUCGCUUUUGUUGAAUUCAGUGAUGCUCGAGAUGCUGAUGAUGCUAGGUAUAAUUUAGAUGGUAGGGAGUUUGAUGGAAGUCGUAUCGUUGUGGAGUUUGCCAAGGGGGUACCGCGUGGUUCUCGGGAAUAUUUGGGCAGAGGUCCACCUCCUGGUUCUGGUCGUUGCUUCAAUUGUGGUAUUGAUGGUCACUGGGCUCGAGAUUGCAAAGCUGGAGACUGGAAGAACAAAUGUUAUCGCUGUGGGCAAAGAGGACACAUAGAGAGAAACUGCAAAAAUAGCCCCAGAGAGCUGAUCAGACGGGGGAGGAGUUACUCUAGAUCACCAGUUAGAUCACGCUCCCCUUACCGUAGAAGAAGCCGGAGUCGUAGUUACAGCCGUGGUCGCAGCUAUAGUCGAUCAAGGUCUCCGGUGAAGAGAGAGAGUAGCAUUGAACGUGAAGAUAGAAUAGAGAGUCCUGAGGCCGUGAACAGCCCACCUCCCUCCAAAGGGAGGAGACGGAGCAUAACACCAGAGGAAGGCAGCCCAAGGGAAAAAGAUAGUCCUUCCCCAAGACGUAGGAAGAUAGUGACCCAACAAGAUGGUUCAGAGUACAGUGGUAGCCCGAGGAGAAGGAGCAGAAGCCCCUCUAGUCCUAAAAGAGGGAGCCCAGUGGGAAUCCAAUCUGGAAGCCCUCUGGAGGGCAAUGGACGUGGCAGCAGCCCGAGUCCGAGAGAUGACCAAAGCCCUGUUGAUGAUGAGUAUGAUUAUAACCAACAAUCCCCAAGGGGCAGUGGAUCACCUUAAAGUUUAUCUGAACUAAAAAUGUCUAUCCGGAGAUGUAUGUGAUCAUCAAAAUCUUCAAUUCUCUUACAUCAGUUUCCGUAACUUUUCAUUUUAAUUUAUCCUCAGAGCUAUUGUUAACAGUUUCCAGGUCUAGACCGCAUAGAAUUAUAACUAUUGUUACUUUCUGCUGAGUUGGGACUUUUUUGAUGUUGAUGACAAAUGAUCUUUGCGAAAAUUCUAUAAACUGUCAAGAUCGUUUGAACCGAAGUUAUAAUUAUUGUGACAUAUUAUGGCUUUGAAAAGUCUUGUAUUCUCAGUUUGAAAAAUAUCAAAAGGGAGAAUCUGAAGUUCAUUAA
This is a messenger RNA of Carica papaya (papaya), 1580 nucleotides long. It is a transcript of the gene RS2Z33, whose product is annotated as arginine/serine-rich zinc knuckle-containing protein 33. NCBI's taxonomy places the organism in Eukaryota, Viridiplantae, Streptophyta, Magnoliopsida, Brassicales, Caricaceae. The record is from RefSeq and is a predicted model, not a curated record. Gene Ontology annotation, molecular function: zinc ion binding; RNA binding.